This is a messenger RNA of Penicillium malachiteum, 3456 nucleotides long. RefSeq lists its product as uncharacterized. Lineage: Eukaryota; Fungi; Ascomycota; Eurotiomycetes; Eurotiales; Aspergillaceae. Gene Ontology annotation, biological process: nuclear division. Gene Ontology annotation, molecular function: mRNA binding. The transcript is spliced from 4 exons. The record is from RefSeq and is a predicted model, not a curated record. Gene Ontology annotation, cellular component: cytoplasm; nucleus. Bases 1 to 3456 code for a protein of 1151 amino acids.
AUGUCCCUCCCUGGCAAGCACAUGGAGCAGCUUCGCCUUGCCCCCUCGCAGAUGCUUCCCCGCGGACAGCUGAAGAAGCCUCUCCGGGAUAUCCUCCGUGACAUUUCGCGCGGAUCUAAAGCUACUGUGGAUAUGCGCGGUGGCCCCGGCGGUUCAAUCAUCUUUGAGGGUAAGGGAUCUGUGGAAUCCGUUCGUCAGGCUUUGAAGGAGGUCGCACUGCAGGUUGGAUCCAAGCAAUCCGUCCGCGUUCCGAUCCCAACAUCCGCCCGAGCCCAUAUCAUUGGCCGCCAAGGUGCGGUUGUUCAGGAUAUCCAGACCCGCACUGGUGCUCGCGUUCAGGUUCCCCGCGCCGACGACAACGCUGCCCCCGCCGAUGAUGAUGACUGUGACACCAUUGAUGUUCUGAUUGAGGGUAAUGCGGUGGCCGCCGAGAUGGCCCGCCGAGAGAUUGAGGCUAUUGUGAAGGAGCGCGGCUCAAGCAUGAACCUGCGGUUGAAGACAAUCCCACCUGAGUUCUUCCCAUUCAUUGCCGGUGCUCACGAUGCGGCGCUGCGUGAAAUUGAGGAACGCACCAAGGCCCAGAUCAACGUCCCUCGCUACGACACUUGGACUUCUCAGCCUCCUCCUCAAGAGGCUCACCCCGGUCAGGUUCAGUUUGUUCCCGUUGCAGACAAGCAUAUCAUCAUUUCAGGAGAGCGCGCUGCUGCCCAAGAAGCGCGUGCCGAGAUUGAGCGAUUGGCUGCUGACUUGCAGCGAAAGCUGACUCUCCGCCAAUUGGCAAUUAACCGUGGACAGCACCAAUUCAUUCUUGGCAAUGAGGCUGAUGCUUUGCAUCAGUUUGUUGCUCAGACUGGCUGUGCCAUUGUUCUGCCUCCUUCCACAGAUGACAGCGAGUUCCUCACCAUCACCGGUCCUGCGGAUCAGAUUGAGGCUGGUAUCAACCAUGCGAUGGACCUUGCUACUAGCAUGCAGAUGGCCAGCAUUGACCUGUCUCGCCAACACCCCACUGCUCCUGCUGGUCCUCACGUUCACGCCCGUGCUCUGACCCGUUACCUCCAGCGCCGCGAGAUCAUUAAGCAGCUUGACUUUGAGAGUCCUGUCUCCUGGGAGGUCUACUCCCGUGAUGGCAAGAACACUAUCCGCGCUCGCUCCGACAUCAUGAACCUUGUUCAGGCCUACCCUCCCUCUCGUCUCUGCCAUGUCCCAGUUGACCCUUACUUCCACUCUUACCUUCGUACUCGCAGCGCAAGCAAGCUGCAAGGUGACUACGGUGUUCACAUGCUCGUGCCUGAGGACAUCAACAGCCCAGAAGUUGUGCUUGUCUACGAGGGUCCCAAUGCUACUGCCUCGAACUUUGAAGUUCCCCGUCAACGACCCUCCCCCGCAGAGCUUGCUGAGUUUGAGAAGACCCUGCAAGCGGCCCAGGAGUUCCUGUUGAGCACUCUGGGCGACCAGAAUGAUAUCGUUGCCCAGCAGGCUUCCAUUCCUGCCAAGUACCAGGAGAAGGCACGCAAGUUCGUUAUCCGUGAGCAGGAUAGCAAGGGUGAGGACAGUAUCCCCGUGCGUGCCAUCUUUGGUGAGCCUAAGGGUGCCAAGUGCGAGAUCGCGCUGCGUGGUCCCUCUAACUUGGUUACCGAGCUUGCCGCCAAGCUGGACGCCUUUGUGGUUGAGCAGGAGCAGGAUGACUUGGAGCGUGGCUAUACCAACACCUUUGAUUUCCCCCAGAAGUUUGCCAAUUUCCUGAUUGGCAAGCGCGGUGAGAACAUCAACAAGCUGCGUGAGGAGUUUGAUGUUGACAUCAAGGUUGAGAACGGCAAGGUUGAGGUCAAGGGUCCCAAGGCCAAGGCUGAUGCUACUCGCAUGCGUAUCCUCAGCAUGGGCAAGAAGUGGGAGGAUGAGACUACCCAUGUUCUCAAGAUCCCUGCGCAGUACCACCGUGAGCUGAUCGGACAACGUGGUAACCAAGUGAACCGUCUUCAGGACCGCUACAAUGUCCGCGUUCAGUUCCCUCGUGCGGCCGCCGUCCCUGCCGACGACCAGUCCGUUACUGAGACUGCCAGCGAUGCCGGUGCCACUCGUAACCGUCCUCAACAGGCUGCCGAUGAGGUUCUCGUCAAGGGUCCCAGCAAGGGCGCUGACUCCGCUCGCGAUGAGAUUCUCAGUCUGCUGCAGUGGGUUGUUGACCACUCGUUCAGCGCUACCAUUUCUGUCGCCCAGAGCCAGGUCGCCUCCUUGAUUGGCCAGCGUGGUCGUGAGAUGGACAAGCUCCGUGCGGACACUGGUGCUCAGAUUGAUGUCCCCGGCGCUAACGACGCGCCGGAUGCUUCUGGUCGUGUCCAGAUCCGUGUCAAGGGUACUAAGCAGCAAGUGGCUGAGGCCAAGAAGUUCUUGCAGCAACGCGCCACUGAGUUUGAUGCUACUGUCACCAAGUCCAUCGAGGUUGACAAGAAGUACCACAAGGCUCUUAUUGGUGGUGGUGGUGCCAACAUUCGCAAGAUCAUUGUUGAUGCCGGUGGUCCCAACGACGGCAGCGCUGCCCGCAUGGUUCGAUUCCCCAAGCCUGACAGCACAGAGUCCACCAUUCGCCUUGAGGGCAAUGGAAAGAUUGUUGACAGCAUUAUUGCCGCCAUCGAGGAGUUUGUCAAGGAGCGCCAAGAUCAGGUCACUGAGACUCUCGACGUUCCCACUGCCCAGCACCGUCUUCUGAUUGGUCGUGGUGGUGACACUCGUCGCGGUAUUGAGUCCAAGUUCAACGUCACUCUGGACAUCCCCAAGCAGGGUUCCGGUCGUACCGAUGUCAAGCUGCGGGGUCCUAGCGGUGCUGUCGCUGAGGCUAAGGAACAUGUUCAGGCUAUGCUGAAGGAGCAGCACGCCGAGACUGCCUUUGUCCCUACCCACUUGCACCACGCCAUCUCUGACAAUGGUGCUUUCUUCCGCCGACUGCGCAAUGACCACAAGGUCACCGUUGACCACGCCGGCAAGUCUGUGCCUAGUGCCCGCGCUCCUGAGGCGACCCGCAGUGCUACCAACGGCAAUGCCCUUCCCCUGAUCACCGACGAGCCCAACCAGGCCACUGAUGUCCACUCUUGGAACGUUGUUGACAGCAGCACCGAUGCUGAUGCCGAUUUCACCCCCUUCCCUUGGGUUCUGAGCGGUUCCCCCGAGAACGUUGCUAAGGCUCGCGCUGCGAUUGAGAAGGCCAUUGCUUCUGCCUCGCAGCAGUCUGCUACUGGAUACCUGAUUCUUCCCGACCCCAAGACCUACCGCUUUGUUGUUGGUCAGGGUGGUAGCCAGAUCAAUGCUAUCCGUAAGAAGACAGGCUGCCGCAUCAACGUUCCUAAGGACCAAGCGCGCGGUGAGGCUAUUGAGAUCCGUGGCAACUCGGCUGGUCUGGAGGAAGCCAAGGACAUGAUCUUGGAGGCUGUGCAGAACGGUCUCAACGGCCAGACCCGUUAA